Messenger RNA from Talaromyces rugulosus, 1095 nucleotides. RefSeq lists its product as uncharacterized. Gene Ontology annotation, biological process: intracellular protein localization. Lineage: Eukaryota; Fungi; Ascomycota; Eurotiomycetes; Eurotiales; Trichocomaceae. Gene Ontology annotation, cellular component: plasma membrane. The record is from RefSeq and is a predicted model, not a curated record. Bases 1 to 1095 code for a protein of 364 amino acids. The transcript is spliced from 3 exons.
AUGGCUUCAACACUGAGCUUGGAAAUUGAAAAGCGUCGGCGUUUGCCGACGCUUUUUGAGGUUCUCAGCCGUUACACUCUCGCUCCUGUCGAUCUCUUUUCCUUUUACAUUUACAUGCGCGAUCAGCAACGGUCUGUUGAUUACUUGGACUUCUGGCUCGAUGUCUCACAACAUAUGUCACUUUGUCGACACUACGUCCGAGAGCUACGACGAUCUGUACUUGUCGCGACUCCGGAAGGUGGCAGCCGACCGUCGUCUACCAUCUUAGAAAACAUCCCAGACAUUCCGGCCGAAGGUGGUCCCUCUGGAUUUCGUGGCGCUUCGACCGAGAAAGACGCUGAUUCCAGACUGUCCGCCUUUUUGCGUUCAGAAAACCCGGCUCAGCCUUCACCAACCGCCAGCGUGUACUCGGAGCGCUUUCCAUCAGAGGAACGGCCGCCUCGCCCAAGCUUCAUGGACUCAACCCCGGAAACCCACCAGGAUUCUUCGAACUCACCUGGGCACACGGUUGCUCGCACGGACAUCCGAAGAAGUGCUGAAAAGAUCUUGUACACAUACCUCAUCCGAGACUCAGAGCGUGAAAUCAUCCUUCCCGAAGAAAUGGUCGAGACUAUUAUUGAAAAGGUGGAGCGGGACAGUCGUGACGAUCCGGAGGUAUUUGACCAAGCGAAGGAUUAUGUUUUUCAAGCAAUGGAAAGAGACGCCUUUCCCGGCUUUCUACAGGCGAAGGCUCUUGGCAACCUCGUGCCUCUGAGCAUUCUUUCGCGCCUGGCAUUUGGACUGGUCUGCUUCUGGGGUGCUUUUUGGGCAUCUUUCUUCGUCGUCUUGACUGAUAAGCCGAGGUCGACUCGGUGCUGGGUUAUACUCCCUUUUAUUGUCGCGUCCUAUUUCAUUACAACAUACCAGUACAAGAUUGACCCUGUCAUGGCUAUGUUGGGGUUCAGCGAGUACACGUUCAUGAACUGGCAAAGAAUACAAGAGCCAUAUGUGCGCACUCUUCUCAACAAGCGUGCCAUGGUUACCUUGGCAUACGCCCUUCUCAUUGCAGCUGCUCUUAGCAUACUGUUCAUUCUCGUACCGGGAACCGUUCUCUGA